CCAGCGCGAGUUCCGCGGCGGGCGCAUCGGCCCUCGGAGGCGGCGGGACCGGAUCCCGGCUGUCGGAUCCACGACGGGCCCCGAAGAGCAGGGCUAAUGGACACCUUCAGCACCAAGAGCCUGGCCCUGCAGGCCCAGAAGAAGCUCCUGAGCAAGGUGGCGUCCAAGGCGACCGUGGCCGUGUUCAUCGACGACACGAGCAGCGAAGUGCUGGACGAGCUGUACCGCGCCACCAAGGAGUUCACGCGCAGCCGCAAGGAGGCCCAGAAGGUGCUCAAGAACCUCAUCAAGGUGGCGGUGAAGCUGGGCGUCCUGCUCCGCAGCGGCCAGCUGGGCGGGGAGGAGCUGGUGCUCCUGCAGCGCUUCCGCCAGAGGGCGCGCCGCCUGGCCAUGACGGCCGUCAGCUUCCACCAGGUGGACUUCACCUUCGACCGGCGUGUGCUGGCCACCGCCCUCCUCGAGUGCCGGGAUCUGCUGCACCAGGCCGUGGGCCCGCACCUGACCGCCAAGUCCCACGGCCGCAUCAACCACGUCUUCGGCCACUUUGCCAACUGCGACUUCCUGGCCGUGCUCUACGGGCCGGCCGAGCCCUACGCCUCCCACCUGCGCCGGAUCUGUGAGGGGCUCACCAGGAUGCUGGACGAGGACAGCAUCUGACCCCAUCCUGCUGGGCUUGGGGAUCUGCGGGUUUAUAGUUUAUGACCUCUGAUCCCCAGUCUGAUUCUAGCCAAACUCCCCAGACAGAUGACCUGCCCCCUUUCAGAGGUUGCUGAACGGUUUAAAGCAGCGGUUUUAUGGACCCUUGUGACCUCUCCCACCUCAUCUCUCUGGAGAGAGGAAUUCAGCGUGGAAACUGGCACAGCCUGCGAGGCCAGUGGCCUCCCCACGCACCUCGAGACCGCUCUCUGCUCAGGUCCGUCUGUCCUGAACCGUGACAACCGAUGGCCCCCCUCAACUCACUGGAUGCCAUCUGACAGCUGGUGCUGCCCACUUCAUGUUGUAACCUGGGCUUUCUAAUUCCUUCAGAAAGGAGUCACACUGAACUGGAAGAAAGUAAUGGGGUGAGCAGUGUCCCCCCCUUUGUGGAAGUUCUAACCCCCAGGACUUCGAGUGUGACCCAAAUUUGGAAAACAGGGUCGCUGCUGACACAAUGGGUUAAGAUCAGAUCUCAGUGGCGCACAGUGGGCCCCUAACCCAGUGUGACCGGGACACUUCUAAAAGGGAGAAAUUUGAACGAGAGGAGAAUGCCAUGUGAAGGUGGAGCAGACAUUGGAGGGAAAUGCUACAAAACAAGGAACACCCAGGGUGGCAGCAGCCCCAGCCCUGGGAGCGGGGCGUGGAACCGCCUGGCGGAAACCUGGACCUGAGACUUCUGGCCUCCGUGACUGAGGAAACAAGCCUCUCCUUUCAGCCGCCCAGCCCAGGAGUGAGCGCAGGGAGCCAUGAAGGGGGCUGCAGGGUGCCGGUGGAUGGGUGAGGACACCUCAGUUUACUUGGGAUCCUAGCUCUGACUCCCACGGGGGAGGGGACAGUGCAUUCUCCAUACCGGGCACAAGGAAAAAGACAUCUGAGAUGCAGGCACAUUUUCCAAUGAUCAUUUCAUGUUUGAAAAGCAAACACACUAACAAAUGUUUUUCAGACCUCAGAAAGCAAAGCUCACAAAUCUUGGCUUUGGGGACACCCAAAAGAUGCGGUGAUCCUCAGCUCGGGGCACGGACAGAUAUGUGGGGUGUGGGAGUGCAUUUGCACAUUUUGUCAGCAGGGGGCAUAGAUUGCAAAAUGGCCACAAGUCCCGCCAGGUCAGGAAGGCUAUUCUGGGUGCCCAAGGGAGAGGGGGAAUGACCUCCUGUGACUGUUUCACAGAACUGGGCCUAGGUCCUUCGGGGCAAAGGUUGCAGACGGGAAGCCUGCAGGCCGCAUUGGUGAGAAGAUGGGUUUGCUUGCCCCCAGCCUGUGUUUGAGCCAUCUGGAAUCAGUUGACAACAUUUAAAACUGGGGAACUGCACGUGCCAAUCCAGAUUUGGAGUUUCUCUCUAAACCCCGGCUAGGCCUGCAUUGCCUGCUGGUGAAGCUGCAGAGGUUGCCCCUCUCUGCUUUGCCACAGUCUCCACCUCUCCCUUUUGCCUCUCCCUGGCCUGCUGUGCUGGCUGAUAAGAUUAUGCCCCCAGAUUCAGGUCAGCCUUUCUGUGGUUUGGUCUCUGCUUCCUUGAAGAAGCCAAAGCCUUUCACCGGAGAGCCGGCUGUUCCUACCUCCUACGUCACCGCUCCAAGGCCAACUUUCCCACUUACCUCUCCAGUCAAGAGACAGAGCUUCAUAUUCAAGAGCAAACGCGCAUUUUGAGUAGCCUGAGAAGCCCCAGAUGAAAUUCUUUGCCCUCAGCUCUGCUGACUGAAUUGAUCAAUAUGCAUAAUGCUUGUACUUGUUCCUGGAUGGGCUGUUCUGCCUCUUGACUCUUUAUAAGUUUGGGAUUUAAUUUUGAAAAACCAAAGAGCACUACAGAACAAUUUAAAUAAAAGCACACGUCUUCCACUGACAUUCUGUGAAACUGACUUGAA
Molecule: messenger RNA, 2556 nt
Organism: Myotis lucifugus (little brown bat)
Lineage: Eukaryota; Metazoa; Chordata; Mammalia; Chiroptera; Vespertilionidae
Gene: TNFAIP8L1
Product: TNF alpha induced protein 8 like 1
Exons: 2
Coding region: 97-657 (186 amino acids)
Biological process (GO): regulation of apoptotic process; negative regulation of TOR signaling
Cellular component (GO): cytoplasm
Source: RefSeq, a predicted model, not a curated record